GUCUCUCUCACUCACGUUCUCUCCCUCCUCCUCUUCCUCUCUCCAUCCCUCUCGUCUCCACUUUCUCUCUCUCUCUCUCUCUCACAAACUCUUACUGUCUGCCGGGGCUGAGUGAAGUUUUGCUGUGUUUGCCAGACGACCAUGGCGCAAAACGCCACGGGCGGUGCUGUGAAGGCUUUACAAUUGGAACUGAAGAAAAUCCAAGAGGAACCGGUCGAAGGAUUUCGAGUAAAUUUGACGAACGAUGACAAUUUAUUUGUGUGGGAGGUGGCGAUUUUCGGUCCCCCCAGUACCUUGUAUGAAGGGGGUUAUUUCAAGGCACACAUGAAGUUUCCUUCAGAUUAUCCAUAUUCUCCUCCUAGUGUUCAGUUUAAAUCAAGAAUGUGGCACCCAAAUGUUUAUGAGAAUGGAGAUGUUUGCAUAUCUAUAUUACAUCCCCCUGUUGAUGAUCCACAGAGCGGUGAGUUACCUUCUGAAAGAUGGAAUCCUACACAGAACGUCCGAACAAUUCUCCUAAGUAUAAUUUCCUUAUUGAAUGAACCGAACACAUAUUCCCCAGCCAAUGUAGAUGCUUCAGUGAUGUAUCGCAAAUGGAGAGACUCAAGAGGACGAGAUAAAGAAUAUGAAAAUAUUAUCAGGAAACAAGUUCAAGCAACAAUAGCCGAUGCGGAGAAGGACGGUGUGACAGUGCCGACCACCCUCCAGGAAUACUGCGUAAGCGGCCGUCCCAAACAGACUGAGAGCCACACCGACUUAGACUAUUACGACGACGACGUCUUUCUUGACGAUGACGAUGACGACCAUGCUGACGGUGAUGAUGAUGAUUGUUGUUCAGGCUUAGUUAAAACAGGAAGUGUUUUUGACUCUCAAGCAAGAAUCCCAGAACUGAUCAAUGAAAGGGAAGAAGUUGAUCUGUUCAAAGCAGAACUCUCCUCUGAAUGCUUGCAGCAGAGGAGACCCCUAAGGACUCCUGUUUAA
Molecule: messenger RNA, 978 nt
Organism: Octopus bimaculoides (California two-spot octopus)
Lineage: Eukaryota; Metazoa; Mollusca; Cephalopoda; Octopoda; Octopodidae
Product: ubiquitin-conjugating enzyme E2 R2
Source: RefSeq, a predicted model, not a curated record